This is a messenger RNA of Phodopus roborovskii (desert hamster), 3829 nucleotides long. It is a transcript of the gene Cebpg, whose product is annotated as CCAAT enhancer binding protein gamma. The transcript is spliced from 4 exons. NCBI's taxonomy places the organism in Eukaryota, Metazoa, Chordata, Mammalia, Rodentia, Cricetidae. Gene Ontology annotation, biological process: regulation of transcription by RNA polymerase II; DNA-templated transcription. The coding region runs from base 1 to 993 and encodes 330 amino acids. The record is from RefSeq and is a predicted model, not a curated record. Gene Ontology annotation, molecular function: DNA-binding transcription factor activity, RNA polymerase II-specific; RNA polymerase II cis-regulatory region sequence-specific DNA binding.
AUGUUGGUGAUGAUGUUGGUGGUGGAGGAGGAGGAGCAUGAGGAAGAGAAGGAGAUGUCACUCCCACAGCUCAGGGCCGCCGCCCGCCAGCGCCAGCAGCCUAAGGGAGAACCACGGAGCGCUCCUCCAGCCACCGCCGGUGCCGCCACGCCCACCACGCCCUCUGGCCCCGCCCCGCGCCCGCCUCUCGCGGCCACACGGCCUGUGAUUGGCUGGCCGGCGCUUCUAUUGGUCACGGCGGCGGCGGCAGCGCGCGGACCUGACGAGGAGGGGAAAGCCGGUGGUGGCCGCGGUGGCGGAACGGGCGGAGGCUGCCGGUUUCGUAACCGUCGCUCCUCCUCGCCGACUCGCGGGCUGCGAGGCCUGGGUCGGGUCGGGCCGCGCCGCGCGGGGCCGCUCGGAGUGCAGGCCGCCUGGGGGCGGGCGGGCCGGCCGGAGGCGCAGGUACAUGUGAAGAUUUUUUGGCACUUGAGUGUGGCCUCUGCUGAUCACACUGCUUUGAUUUCUACCUGUUCUGUGUUGGCAAAGGAACUCGCCCAAAUGAGCAAGCUGUCGCAGCCAGCCACUACUCCAGGAGUGAACGGAAUAAGUGUCAUUCAUACUCAGGCACAUGCCAGUGGCUUACAGCAGGUUCCUCAGCUGGUGCCUGCUGGGCCUGGGGGAGGAGGCAAAGCUGUGCCUCCAAGCAAGCAAAGCAAAAAGAGCUCACCCAUGGAUCGGAAUAGUGACGAAUAUCGCCAGCGCAGAGAGCGGAACAAUAUGGCAGUGAAAAAGAGCCGGUUAAAAAGCAAGCAGAAAGCUCAGGAUACUCUGCAAAGAGUGAACCAGCUAAAAGAAGAGAAUGAACGGUUGGAAGCCAAAAUUAAGUUGCUGACAAAGGAGUUGAGUGUACUGAAAGACUUGUUUCUUGAGCAUGCACACAACCUCGCAGACAACGUGCAGCCCAUCAGCACUGAAACUACCACGACACACUCUGAUAACACAGGGCAGUAGAUCUCCUUCCAGACGCCAUGGCUGUGUGGUUUGAACGUGAGACGUGUGACCACCCUGCACCGCUGGUGUACUGGCUGAGCUUGGUCUUGUUCCAUUGGAGGUUAUUUUCUAGCUCAGCACUGAACAGUUGAUUAGCCAUGUAAUUUAUCGGGUCUUAAUGAUAAUGGAUCUUUGAAGCACUAAAAGAAGACUUAGGGUUUAUGGUUAAAAUAAAAUUCCUGGACCUUACUAUUCUUAAUAAAUCCUGACUUUCCCAGAAAUGUUUCUUUUCUAGGAAUGGGAAAAUGGAAGGUCAUAUAGAAGGUUUUGGGUUUUAAUGAGACAAUACCUUGGAUUAAGAAAAAAACUGAAUUCCAUGUCUGUUCCUGGAUUUGUGAUUUUAGUCUAAAUUGUGUAUUGUAAAUUCUAGGGCUUCAGAAACCAAUGAUGAUAAUUUUGCCCCGUUUUAUAGUUGGUAUAAACUUGUGUUUGCAUAAUUGGCAUUGUUUUUCCCAACAAGUACAUGUUUUUUAAGAUGACUUCAGGCAAAGUAAAGAAACCCCAUUCAGGUCAUGUCAGAGAGGUGGUUCAAAAUACAAAUUGCAUUUAGGAAGGAAAGAAGUGUUCUGUUUUUUUUUUUUUUUCCCCUCGUUUGUUUUAAAGGGCAAAUAGAGAGAGGGAUUGAACUUUGGGGUCCUUUGCUUUAUUGGAUUAGCAUUAUCUUGUGUCCUAAAAAUUAGUGUCUACUGUGUACUGACAUUUUCGUUUCUGUGGAUGCUAGUAAAAGUAACAUUUGUUUGGGGGGGCAUUUUCUCUUUGAUGGCCAAAUUAGUAAAUAAAAUGCUUUGGUCAUAGACCAUAAUUUAGAAUGCUAGUUUAUGCUGGGCACGAUAGCACACGCCUAUAGUCCCCAGCACUCGGGAGGCAGAGGCAGGCAGCUAUCUGUGAGUUCAAGGCCAGUCUGUUCUACAGAAUGAGUUCCAGGACAGCCAGUGCUACACAGAGAAGCCUUGUCUCAAAAACAAACAAACAAACAAACAAACAAACGAAUACUGAUUCUUUUGGUUUCUGCUGUGUUCAGAAUAACUGGCAACGGAGCCAUGAUUUUUAAAGACAUAGUUUUUUGUGAAUGCUUAUUUGUGAAAAGGCACAUUUUGGUAUUUGAUCUCUACUAAAUGAUUACUAGAAAAAAUGUAACAACUUCAUGCCAUCUCAAAAGAAUAGUUAAAACUUGAAAGUAUAAGGUUUCAAUCUUUAAUUUAUUUCCUAAAUCUUUUUAUUUCUUUUUUGAGGAAUUUCUUUUCUAGUUUAGUGGGGUGUCUUCAUGUUCCAUUUAUCCAUUAGUAUGCUUUUAUGUUUUGUAUAAAUUAUUUUAGAGAGAAAAUGCUGAUGAAACUCAGGAUAUUGACUUUUUUUGUGAAACUGAAAAGCUGAUAGGUGUCUCUAGGGUCUGCUUUUAUCAUUGUUGUAGUUUAGAUUGUCUUGGUUACUCGUGGUUUUUGCACUGUGCCCAGCUAAAAUUCGUUGGUUCCUGAGAUGGUGACUAAAACAGGAGUCUUGCAUGAUCACAGAUUGUGUUGCCUGGAAUCUUGUCUGAACAUGGUCAUUUCUGCCCCUGUUUCCUGCUAAGACUUAGUUACUGUAACCCCAGUGUAACUCAGGUUACUCCUUGAGUGUGGACUCUGUUCUCCAGGGCAGAAGCUGUCCGGUGCCCUGCAGCUCUCCAAAGCCUUUUAGGGCCACUGUGCCGAAGACAGGAGUGGACACCGUUCUUAGGGAACCAAGAAAUGAGUGAGUUUUUAAAAGUUAGGGUCCAGCACCGGUUUACCUUGGUUGGAAUAGCCAUCUUUAUCAGCUGAUUGAUAUUAUGAAAAGAACUUAAUGGGAGAUAGAAUUAGGUCCUACUUGAAUCUGGAAAUACCUUCAGACAUUGGAAACUCCUACUUCCAAGCACCAGCUUUCACAAAUGGAAGUUCUCGUGGAAUUAGUGGUUACCGGUGCAGGGACUUAAACAAGCUGAGGGGAGGCAGUGCUCAAUAUUUCUAAUCAGUGCAUACAAACCAGUUCCAACUGCCCUUACCUUCGUAAAUCAGAUCCUUAGCACCAGCAAGCACUUCUGCAUAGAACACAAAUGUUAGCUGGACUUCGGACUUUCUUACUACAGUGGAAAUGAUGUUUAGCUUGAUAGAUUUCUCAGUGUAAAAUUGAGGAUAACUAUGUUUGGGGAAUGGGGAAGCCUGGGACUUUGGAAAUUGUAAAGUGGCUUUUGUAACUUGUCCCUGGGGAACCUUUAGAGUUUGAUCUGCCUUGUGGACAGGUCCGGUAGCUUAGGAGUCAAGCUUUGUCUCCCGGGAUGGGUGCCCUUUGACUAGUUAUGGGUGCAGAGGGAGGGUUAGCUUCCCUUUUGUGCCUGGCCCUCUGUGACAGAUAACUUUGGAAUCUUAGUAUUUUUACAAAUGUGACCCAGGGUUUGAAAUCCAGGUCUUGAGUCCACUCAUUUUUUUACACUUCCCAAUCUGUGAAAGUAGAAACAUGUUCAGUUCGAUAAGAAAGAAAACCCAGCAGCUUUUGAUGUUUCUGAACCUCCCCCUCCCUCCCCCACUGGAGGCCUGAAGCUUUGUGCCUGAACAACCCAUGUAGCACCUAGAGUGCUUCUGACGCCUUAGAAAUAGGAAUGAUACCUGUGUGCUUGACAGGUUAGGUAAGAUUUCGUAGAGCUAAUCAUCUGCCUCUCAGGAAAAAUACUAACUUGUUCUUUUUGUUCCUGGCUUUCAGUUUGUGAGAUUACUCUAUUUUUUUAAAUAUAAUUUUAUUUCUUUCAACGAAUUUAAAAAUAAAAGAAACACCUUUGGAACAA